AACGAACACGGCGUGUGCAUCGGCAACGAAGCCGUCUGGGGCAGAGAGGAGAUCGGCGACGACGAAGCUCUCCUGGGCAUGGACCUCGUCAGGUUUGCACAGGCUGUUUUGGUAAAUGCUACUGAAUUCGGAAUUUAAUUCAAACCCGCUUGGUGUGAGUUAUGUGGGGGAAUACAGUGCUUUCACUUUCAGAAGACACGACUGCCGCUCUAGCCACAGUUAAAAAUGAGUAUUUCUUGGCACAGGCAUUAGAUCUCUGCCAGAAGUUGGGAGCCUGCGAGAGGGAUCAGGUGCUAGAAUAAAAUCUGUCAAGAAAAUCAUCAAAUGUUUCUCUCCCUACUCAGUUUAUACUGAACUGAAAGAAGACCCUUAACUAGAGCACAGCUGGACUUCAGGAGCUAGUGUUUGGGCCUUUUUCUAGAGUCUCUUCUCAUUUCCCGCUUCCCCCAUUUUGUACACGCCUAUUUUUAAGUUUCAGUCUUAGCCACACAUCGACGUGUAAAUAACAAUGGCUUUUUUUGCCUGCCUUACUGGGUGCCAGCGUAACCCUCAUUGACCUACAGGAGUCAGUCAAUUCUUGGCACUGUUCGCCCCCCCCCCCCCCCCCAGUCCAAUACCCACACAGGACUCGGAGGUGUUGCCUAGGAGCCCUCUCCCUGCCUUUCUGUAUUUCCAUUUGGUUGUUUUUCCCCAUGUCAAGGAUGUAUAGGACCCACUUCAAACAAGCCCUUUAGCUGACUUGCUUCUUUCUCUUACCAGAUCAUACAAGCAUCAGGCUUGGACUCGAGAGAGCGGACACAGCUGAAAAGGCUCUUACCGUCAUAGUUGAUUUGCUAGAAAAAUAUGGACAGGGAGGAAACUGUAUGGAGAGCCACAUGGUAUUUACAUACCAUAACAGUUUUCUGAUAGCUGACAGAAAGGAAGCAUGGGUGCUGGAGACAUCAGGAAAAUACUGGGCAGCAGAAAAGGUAGAAGGAGGUGUACGGAAUAUUUCCAACCAGCUCUCCAUCACAACCAAGAUUGACAGAGAACACCCAGAAUUGAAGGAAUAUGCCAAAAGCAAGGGCUGGUGGGAUGGUGAAAAGGAAUUUGAUUUCGCUGCCACAUAUUCUUAUGUAAAUACUGCCAGAAUGACCACAUCCAGAGGCCGAUAUUCUGAAGGCUAUAAACUUCUGAACAAGCACAAAGGAUCUAUCACUUCUGAAAUAAUGAUGGAAAUUCUUCGUGACAAAGAGAGUGGCAUUAAUAUGGAAGGUGGAUUUAUGACAACUGGAAGCAUGGUGUCUGUAUUGCCUCAGGAGCCUAAUCUGCCGUGUAUUCACUUCUUUACCGGAACUCCAGAUCCCGCGAGGUCUAUAUUCAAGCCUUUCAUUUUUGUGCCCCAUAAUACUCAGUUGUUAAAAACUAGCUCCCCUACAUUUGGUCAUAACGAUCCAGUUAAGAAGCAACCACGUUUUCAGAAUAAGCCAGAUCGAAGGCAUGAGCUCUAUAAAAAACAUGAAAGUGCUGCUGUAGUUAUGGAAACUAUCGAGGGCAAAGGUAAAGAGAUGCUGAAGGAGAUACAGGAGUUGGAGAAACAGAAGAUAAGUGAAAUGGAAGCAAUCCUGCAAAACGCAUGUCUUGACGUUAACCAAGUGGUUAACCUUUUUUCACGGUGUGUAGAAGAAGAACUCAAAAUAUAUAGCUAAACCUACUAUUUGAAUGUGGUCAAAUUCAGUUUUAUGAUUAACUUCUCUAAUGACGCGGCUAUAUAGAUUACAUCUUAUUUUCAAUAUACCAGUUAGCAUGGACAGUUUUAAAGAUGCGGAUUCAUGUUCAAGCCAAACAGCUUUUGGUUGUAUGAAGCAACGCUGAAAAGGCUCUUAAGAGCUAGGCAGUGGCAGAAAGCUGUCAGUAGAGAUUGAUUUCAUCAACAAACAGAUGCAAUUAGAAUGUAAUAGCUUACUAAAUUGUGGAACAACGCUAUCUCUAGAUGAAGAACACAAACUCAGAUUUGGAGAACUCGCUUCUAGCGUACACACAUGUAGCUUUUAUAGUCAAGAUAAUGGUAGCAAAUUUCACAUUGCGUGAAUUAAAAUGGCCAUGCUGAAGGACUUUCUAAAAUGUAGAAGCUAUUACUUGCAUGGAAUAAAAAUGAAUUAAGUCGAGCAAGAUUAGUAUUCAGUUGUUUGAUAAAACCGUUCUAAGAUACGUUUCAUAUAUGAACCUUCUACUCCUUCAACAUAAAGUGAGGCUUUGAGUUCAAGAUACAUUAAAACCAAAUCACAGUUAGAAUUUUACCAUUUUGUUGUGAAAUCUGAUUACAUGGAAUUCAACAAUGCAAGCAUGCUGCAAGUUACCACACAAUUUUCACUUCCCUGUUUUCCCCACCCUGAUACCAAAAAAUAAACAUAUUUAUAUACAAUAUGAUUAUUGUCAAAUUAAUUCUGCAAUACACUUUACAACAUCACAUGGGAGUUUUUUAUAAUGUUCUUGAAUUGUUACUUUUUUAGGUCAGGCAAGUAGAAAGGAAGAGGUUGGGGUAUACAGAUAUACGCAUGUACUCAGCAGGACACUUAAAAGGACUUUUAAAAUUUUUUCACUUCAUAUAAAGCCUUUUAACCAUGACUUGUCUUGCUGAAAUUACUAGACUAUGGAUAUACAUAUACAACGAAGUUUGCAGAAUGAGUAAGAAAAUUAAGAGCUUGGCAGAAUUUGUUCUUCCUGACCCUACAAUGAAAGUAGAAGUUAGUUAGGGAUACUGUGUUCAGAUUGACAGCAGGAAAACUGUCAGAAAAGGUUCUUGAACUUUCUAGUUCUAGUGAUCCUAUGCGUACCAAGUGGCAAUAGCAAGUAAGGUUGAGUAGCAGGUAAGACUGAAAGUAAGCCUGAGUUGACUGUGAACCUUUUGUGCCUGUGUUGCCAACAAAAUUUCUUAGAAGUUCAAGAGUACAGGGGACAUUUGUGAAC
Egretta garzetta (little egret) is the source of this 2949-nucleotide messenger RNA. RefSeq names its product secernin 3 (gene SCRN3). The record is from RefSeq and is a predicted model, not a curated record. Gene Ontology annotation, biological process: proteolysis. NCBI's taxonomy places the organism in Eukaryota, Metazoa, Chordata, Aves, Pelecaniformes, Ardeidae. The transcript is spliced from 6 exons. The coding region runs from base 864 to 1688 and encodes 274 amino acids. Gene Ontology annotation, molecular function: dipeptidase activity; cysteine-type exopeptidase activity.